Schistosoma spindalis is the source of this 1362-nucleotide messenger RNA. The record is from the annotation of a GenBank genome assembly. Lineage: Eukaryota; Metazoa; Platyhelminthes; Trematoda; Strigeidida; Schistosomatidae.
GUAGGUUGAAUUUUCAAGGUCACUAUAACGUGCUAGACGGUCGUCCAUAAAUUAUCGUAUCACAAAUAACAUGCAUUCAUAUCCCGUUUACUUCAGCGUGUGAUAUUAAGAUCUUAUCUUGCAGUCUUUGGUUCUUAUGAACCAUGUUGAUCCCUGAGGACCAAAUAUGGAUGGUCGUUGUUGGUUUUAUAAUAGCUUUUAUUCUUGCUUUUGGAAUUGGUGCAAAUGAUGUGGCAAAUUCAUUCGGGACUAGUGUUGGGGCCAAAGUAUUAACACUGAAACAAGCUUGUAUUCUUGCCACAAUCUGUGAAUUAAGUGGUUCUGUUCUUUUAGGUGCCAAAGUUUCCAAUACCAUACGGAAAGGUAUUGUUAGUGUCGAACUUUUUCAAACCAUCGACAACGGGCAUGUACUCUUGAUGGCCGGACAGGUUGCUGCUCUGGGUGGUUCUUGUAUUUGGCUUUUGGUUGCUACAUUCUUCCGUCUUCCAGUCUCUGGCACACAUAGUAUUGUAGGUGCAACGAUGGGUUUUAGUCUUGUUGUCUUUGGACUCAAUGCUAUUCAAUGGAAAGGACUACUCAAAAUUGGAUUUGAUUAUACUUUGCCUACAUUCAUUUCUAUCGUAUGACAGUUCAAUUAAAUAUACCGAAUUAUUGAAUAAUAAUAAUAAUAAUAAUAAUAAUAAUAAUAAUAAUACUUGCUUGCUUAUGCCUGUUACCCCUCAUGGAGGAGCAUAGUUCGUCCACCAGCAUUCUGAGACCAACUCUGUCCUGGGCAAUCCUUUACAGUUGUUUCCAGUUGCUAUUCAUCCUUUUGAUGUCUGCUUCCGAUAAUGAUUAUAAUUAAUUUACUGUUCUACUUAUUGACACUUUAUACUUAUAAGGAUUGAAUGAGUAUUAACUUUUUGUAUAACAUAUUCAUACUACAUAAUUUGAUAACUCGACUGUAAUCUACUGUUUUUACAUAUUAUAUUUUAUGCAACUAUACAUGUAGAACUGUUCAUUUUAUUUGUUUGUAUAUAAAUAUGGAAUGCUAUCAUGGUCAUAUUCUAGAACGGUAACGAUAGCUAAUGUUGUUAUUGUAUAUAAUUGACUUUAAUUGUGUAACUUGGACUUUAUUUUCUAUGUAAUUCCUUUUAUUUGUUUCUAUAAACUACGAAUCAAAUAUUUUCAUACAGAGCUUAGUUAAGUUUUCCUAAAAUAGUUUUUUUCUUAUAACUUGUAAAGGGCUAGUUAUCUUUUAUUUUAAAGUAGGAUAAAUUUGUUCAGUUUCUUCACUUGACUUUAGAUACAUUCAUGCUGUAUAGACUUAUGUUAAUUGAGAUGACUGGUUUGUUAAAAUUUUUUCCUCAUUUUGGAAUUAGU